AAUAGCAUGAAACUAAUAUUUGUAUGAAGUACAUAUAGUAUUUAUUUUUAUUUUCAAUACACAUUUUUAUAGCUCUAAUUUAAGUCAUCGAGCACUUUUUGAAAGUAUGUGCAAAACAACAUCAGUACACACAUAUAUAUGUAUAUAUGAAUAUAUUAGUUUAAAUAUAAUGAUCUUAUGAAAGUCAACCAUGUCUGUUUCUACCUACACAUCUAGUAAAGGUGAUGGUGACUUGCAUCAUCAACAAAAUGACUAUGCUAGGUUGCGCAACCAAUGUUUAAAUGCAAUGAAUGAACUAGAAAUACUAAGAGCACGCCAUGCUGAAAUAAUGAAUCAAUGCGAAAAAGCUGCACAAGAAGCUGAAUAUUUUAGAAAGCAGCACAAGGUUAUGAUCUGUAGUCUAGAGAUGUCUAGUAAAGAAUUUCAAAGUCUUUCGCUUAAGUAUGAACAAAUAAAUGCAGAAAGGAACAAGUUAAAGCAAGAUUAUGAGGAAAUUGUUUUAUUGAGAGAGCAGGAAAAACAGGAGAAUAGUAAAUAUAAAAAAGAUUCUUUGAAUGCCAAAACAUUUGACGAUCUCUCAAAAGAAAAUGACAGUUUAAAGUUUAAUUUUGAUGAUACUCAGGAACUUUUUUUGUUUAAAAAAUGUAAACAUUUAGAGGAAGACAAUUCAAAACUUAAGCAACAAUACGAUGUGCUUAAGGCUGAUUAUGACCUAAUAGUUAUUGAGAGAAAUGCGUUAAAGCAACAAUGUGCUGCUGCAAUAUGUGGUUAUGAGAAGGCCUUACGUGAUCGUGAUGAUGCCAUGCAUGAUGUUUUACUACACAAACAGCAAUGGGUUGCAGCUGCUCGUGAACUUGAGCAGGCUGUUAGAUUAAAAUUACAAAUGAGCAAAGAUAUAAUUAAGUUACGAGAGGAACGCAAUUCUGCCUUGCAUGAAUAUAAACUUGUGAUGAGUGAAAGAGACACAGUUCACCAAGAAAUUGAAAAGUUACAACACGAUUUAGGAAUUACAAAAGAAGAAGCCAAAAAACUUAUUGACGAUAAAGAAAAAGUAUUUCUUGAAAAAGAAGGUCUUCAACAUGAAAUUAUUGCUGUAUUAGCUGAUAGAGAUCAAGCUUUUAAAGAAGUGCAUGAUUUACGUGUUCGGUUGCAAAUUGCACUUAAAGAAAAGGAACAAUCAGUAAAGCAGCUUGAAGAACAACAACAGGAUUAUGAAAUGCUUAAGCAAGAGCGAAAUGCUGCCCAGAAAGAGCGUGGGGAGGCAAUCAUCCAUAGAGAUAGAAUUUUAAAAGAAUGCUUUGAAGUUAAAAAUAUUCUUACUCUUAUCGAGCAAGGUAAAGGUGAUACAGAAAACUUAAAAAAACCGUUUGAUGAGCUCUCAAAUGAGUUGACUAAAGCAUGGAAUAUUGCUGAAGUCUCAAUGAGUCGUCGUGAUUGGGCUUUUAGUGUUCGAGAUAAAGUAGUGCGUGAGCUAGAAGAUUAUAAAGAAAAGUAUAAACAGUGUAUGCACAAAAAUGAGUUGCUUCAGGAUGAAUUGAAGGAAUUUAAAUCGGAGUAUGAACUAAAGAAAAAGUGGUUUGCAUCUAUAAUUCAACAACUUCAGCUGAGAUCUCCUGUUGGUUUUGAUCUUAGUUCAGUCCACUUGCAGUCAAGUCAAGAUUCUGCUAUCGACACUGACUCUCUGUCCUAUCAUAUUGAAACUGUUGUUCUUGAAAAGAAUAUGGAAGAUAAAACAUUUGGCUUUAAUAUUGGAGGAGGGAGUGAUGCUCCAUUAACUCCCCAUGAUUCUUCUGUAUUUGUUGUGGCUGUGCACCAAGGAACUGUUGCUGCUAAAAAAUUAAAGGUAAAUGACUGCAUUUUAAGUGUUAAUAACAAAGACAUGACGAAUGUUGAGUAUCAAACAGCAUACGAUGCUAUUAAUGGAAGUAAUAAACUCACUAUUACUAUAUUGAGGCACACCCGCUUAGGUAUCAGGACACCACUUCAUAGAGUGGAACUGAAAAGUAAAGAUGAAAAUAUUGGUUUAAGCAUUGACAGUGGUCUUCAUAUAAACAGAAUUGAACCUGGGAGUGCUGCAGCAAAAGAAGAAACUCUCUCUAUUGGGGACAAAAUUUUGUUUGUAAAUGGUUAUUCCAUGGAGAAUGUUCCUUAUGAUGAAGCAAUGUCUCUUUUAAAAGCUAGUAGUUUAAGUCUAACAGUUUUAAAACCCAGUAUUAGUUCUUCACAAAAAAUAUUCAGUGAUGAUGAUAAAUCUAGUAGUACUCGUCCAUUAGCCUCACAACAUGCAUUAAACCAAACGACGUCAAUAGACGAAGAAAUAGAUAAAAUCUUAUCCAUUAUGUGCAAUGAGGGUAGCUGCGGAAAAAGAGAUGAUAAACAAAAAGUUAUUUCCAGCCUAGACAAUCUAUUAUCUUAUAGGAAAAGUUCAUAUUUUAUGAAUUCGUUAACUAAGCAUCAAGGUAUUGAUCCAGCAAAUUGUCAAGUAUGUACAUCAUACACUAAUGAAAAAGCCUAUUUGUCAUGUAAACCAAAAUCUGUGCAAGGAUCUAAAGUAAACAAUGUGCAAUGCAGUAGUCGUCAUUCCUAUGAUUAUAGUUGUUUGAGUUCACCCUCACCACUCAUCCUUCCUUCUUCUCCUCUCAUUCCCUCUCUUAACAUAAAUAGAGCUGAUCCGUUAGCUUUUUCACCUCGAUCAAGUCAACAUUCAGAAUCAAAUUUAUCUACAAAGUAUUUUAGACCAACUUCAAUGAUAUUGUCUGGAAAUAAGUUCUUAGAUACAAAGCAUAAGACUAGACAGCCAAUUAGGGAAACCUAUUUAUCAUUAUAUCAAGAUAGUAUCGCUAACAAUCGUUCACGAAGAGCAGUAAGUGAAGUUUAUGAUAGCCAAAGUAAUUUACUUAAAAAACAUUUUAGUAAUAAUCAAAAUAAGAGUGAACAAUUUGGAACUUUUCCUGGAAAUAUGCGCCUUGAUUUACUUCAAAACAGUUGUUUUAAAAAUAAAAACACUCAUUCAUUUGGUUAUAAGUCAGGUAAUUCUUCAGACUUAUCUGAUAAAGCAGCGUCAUCCAAUUUUGGCAAUAUUGUAUCUGUACACGAAGAAACAGAUGAAAGUUUGCAAGCGUUUUCUCAAGUAAACAAAUUGGAAUCUAAAAACUCAAGCAUUCAACAGACCAAUAAAUCUUGCAGUGUUGAAAGCGGAGAUGAAGAGCCUCGUCUAAUAGUUAUUGAAAAAGGUCAAUAUCCUCUUGGCAUAACUAUUGCGCAGGGCAAAGAUAACGGAAUUUUCGUAACUGGCUUAAAUAAAGAGUCAAUUGCAUCAAAGGUUGGUUUAAAAUAUGGAGAUCAGUUAUUGGAGUACAAUGGUAUAAACCUACGAAUGGCAUCUUAUGAACAGGCAGAAUGGAUUUUGAAACAAUCUGCAAUCGAAAAUACUGUGACAGUCAGAGUGCAGUAUAAUCCUCACAGAAUACAAGAUUUGUUAAGCCAUAUUGAAUCCAAUUCACCGUUAAUGUCACCAGUAUUGCAUCGUGGAUACUCAUCAAGUUCGGCUGCAUCUAAUUUUCCUUCUAAGAGUCAACAGCAGGACUCGAGUUAUUACAGCUAUAAAGCAGCAAGUGCUUGUUUACCUUCUGACCAAUCUAAGAUUCAAGAUGAUGAGCUUAAAUAUGCGCCAAUUGCAGAAGAUGAGGAAGCUCGUCUUAUUCAUAUUGUAAGGCAGCCCAACACAGCACAUCUAGGUAUUGAAAUUAUUGGUGGGAACACUGUUGGCAUUUUUGUAUCUGAUAUCAAAAAAGAAAGCUUAGGAUUUUUGCAGUCAGGUUUGAGAUGUGGAGAUCAAAUUUUAGAGUACAAUGGAAAAUCAAUGUUAACAAUGACGCUGGAAGAAGCAACAUUAGAAUUAUUUAAACCAUCUGAUGUUGCCGAUUUUUAUGUGAAAUCAAAUUCAGGAGGAUUUUUACGUGCGCAAGUUGAGCAAGGAGAUCAUUUCUAUAUUCAAGCUUUGUUUGAUCAUUCUUCAACUACAAAAGGGGACCUUUCAUUUAAAAAAGGCGAUAUUUUAUUAGUAAAAUCCACUCUCUACAAAGGACAGCUUGGUGUUUGGUAUGCAAAAAUUGAGCAAGGUGAAAACAACAAAGAAGUUGAAGGAACUAUCCCGAGCACUGAAAAUGCUGAACAAGAGUUGUUACUACAUCGCACAUCAUCAUAUAAUGAUGACAAAUUAAAAGGUCGUAAAAGUUUAUUUCGUCGUAGCAAAAAAAGUACACAUGGUCAUUCAGCCAACCAUUCAAGGGAGAGUAGUGAUUCAAGACCUGAAAGUGAAUAUGCUCCUAUCAGCUUGACUUUAUCAAAUUCUUUUAGCUCAGGUACUUAUAAGUUUGUGAAAAAACACGACUCAUCUUUUCCUCGACCAGUUGUUGUUGUUGGUGCCAUGACUGAGGCAAUUUGUGACAAACUUGUUAUGGAAUCAGCUGCCUUAUUUUCUCGUUGUUUACCUGAAAUAUGCACUUCUUCAAAGCAUACAAUUGAUCGAUGUGUUGCUGAUGGAAAGUAUAUUGAUUAUAAAAUGACAAGAAAAAUUGAUCGCUAUGAAUGUAUAACACCACAAUCUAUCAAAGAUGUUGUCUUCGGAAAAUUAAAGCACUGCUUGCUUGACAUCAAUCCAUCAAGCAUUGAAAAACUAGCACCAUUGAAGCUCUACCCAAUUAUUAUCUUUAUCAAAUACAAGUCUGCUAAACAAAUCAAAGAAUUAAAAGAUGGUCACUACAUCAAAGAUAAAAUACCAACCAAAACAGCAAGAGAAAUGUUUGACAAUUUUUCUAUUAUUGAGAAAGAUUACAACAAAUUAUUUACUGCAAUUAUAAAUUGUACAUCUGGAUUAUCAAACUUAUGUAAUGAUAUUAAACACUGUAUUGAACAAAAUCAACAAAAAGUCUUAUGGAAUGACAUCAAUCCUGCAUGAUUUUUUU
Hydra vulgaris (swiftwater hydra) is the source of this 4967-nucleotide messenger RNA. NCBI's taxonomy places the organism in Eukaryota, Metazoa, Cnidaria, Hydrozoa, Anthoathecata, Hydridae. The record is from RefSeq and is a predicted model, not a curated record.